Molecule: messenger RNA, 261 nt
Organism: Penicillium olsonii
Lineage: Eukaryota; Fungi; Ascomycota; Eurotiomycetes; Eurotiales; Aspergillaceae
Source: the annotation of a GenBank genome assembly
AUGUCGCAAUCUUUCACCAUUCACUAUUUCGCCUCGGCAUCGCAAUAUACUUCAAAACACACUGAAUCUUUACCUGCCCCGCAGCAACUUUCCUCCCUCUUCGGCGAGCUGGAGAAGCGGUACCCUGGGAUUGUCGCCAAGGUCCUCUCUUGCUGUGGUAUCAGUUUGAACGGGGAAUACGUUGAUAUCGAGGAGGAUGUGGACGUCGUGAUUGAAGCUGGUGCAGAGGUAGCGGUGAUUCCGCCCGUGAGCUCGGGGUGA